UCGAUGUCACUGAGCCACAAAGGUUGUUUAAAUCUUUAGACUUAUUAUUGUUCUUUGGUGACUGUUUCUCUGAAAUUUGGAGUUAUGCGCUUUAAAUUUGCUGGUUGGAGGUGUCUAGUAAUUGCAAAGCGCAACUUCAAUUCAGCAACCUUUAAUGUUUUUGCCAUUUAAGAUUUUAUAUUGCAAUUUUGCCUCAAUCUACAGCUUCCCCUUGACCCCUAUAUAAACAGCUAUAAUAAGUUCACCGUUUUGAUUCUCACAAAGAGACUUGGCCAUAAAAGAAAACAAAAGAAGCAACAGAUUUUGAUCAUUGUCCAAUUCAUCAGUCAUGGUCUCCCUUCAAACUACUAUAUCACAAGAUUUGCCUAAGAAGAGAAAGUGGGGAGAAAUCAAAGCAGAAGAAAUCUCUGAAAAGCCACAGCAAGUGAUAUCUCUAUUUGGCACCGAGUUUCAGCAUGAAAGGCCUCUGCCUUUGGAGUGGCAACAGUGCCUUGAUAUUAAGUCUGGAGAUAUAUACUUCUAUAACACAAGAACACAAAAGAGAACAUCAAGAAAUCCUAGAAUGAGUCCUGAGCCACAAAGUCCAGAUCAUAUGAGUUUAGACCUUCAACUGAAUUUACCAUGUGGAUCAUCAGUGGUUGACAACUUCACUAAACGUAAUUCUGUUAGCAAUUCAAGUUACUCCGGUGGUGAUACCGAGAUCAAAAGGAGUGGUAUCGCUCGUUCUCUGUCGUGGUUGACGUUUGAUGGUGAUCAACAAGAGAUGUUCACUGCAGUUUGCAACAAGUGUCAUAUGUUGGUGAUGAUGUGCAAAUCUUCAACAUCAUGUCCAAACUGCAAAUUUAUCAACCCGGCACCAGACCUGAGUAUACCCUGUUCAAGAGAAGGCUAAGCAUCUCAUGUUUAAUAAAAGAAGUAUUCUAGUUACCAAAGAUUGAGAGUAAAGUGUAGCGAUAUGAUAAGUGUGGAUUCAUAUAACCAGCCUAAGUUUGCUUGGAAUUGAGACGCAGCUGUUGUUGCUUUUCAAGUUACGAAAGAUUGUCUGUUGUAUCAGUUGAGCUGCAAGCUUUUAAAUA
Messenger RNA from Nicotiana tabacum (common tobacco), 1076 nucleotides. RefSeq lists its product as uncharacterized. Lineage: Eukaryota; Viridiplantae; Streptophyta; Magnoliopsida; Solanales; Solanaceae. Gene Ontology annotation, molecular function: protein binding. The record is from RefSeq and is a predicted model, not a curated record.